Messenger RNA from Dioszegia hungarica, 1377 nucleotides. RefSeq names its product xaa-Pro aminopeptidase family enzyme. Bases 1 to 1377 code for a protein of 458 amino acids. Lineage: Eukaryota; Fungi; Basidiomycota; Tremellomycetes; Tremellales; Bulleribasidiaceae. The record is from RefSeq and is a predicted model, not a curated record. The transcript has 8 exons.
AUGAAGCUGCUCACCUUCCUCGUCGCUCUCCCGGCAGUUACCCUCGCCCUCCAGCCAAAAGCUGAAUACCGCGACCUCCCCACGCUCCGAAAGCAGGAUGAGCUCGAGAAGCGCUGGGUGCAGAAGCGCUAUGACUUUAUCCCUUCUGUGCUGAAGAAACAUGGGUAUGACGCCUGGAUCCUAUCCAUGCGGGAGUACGCGGAAGACACAGCCUUCCGCUCGCUCGUCUCAUCCACCACGACAUUCUCCGCACGUCGCCGAACUCUAUUCCUCUUCCACACGCACCCGGAAGUCGAGAACCCCCUCUAUCUUAUUGACAACACCGAAGACCUCUGGCACACCCUCAACAAGACACUGGAGCGCAUCGACCCCAAGAAGAUAGCUGUCAACAUAGACGAAAACAUGUCAUUCUCAGACGGGUUGCACACGGGCGAGGGGCAGCUCUUACUCUCCAAGCUGGGUCCAAAGUGGGCGAGCCGGACCUCGAGCCACCGCGCGAUCGGCGUGGAGGUGGUCGCUGCGCGAGUGGGCGGAGAGGAGCAGCUGGGGAUGUACAAGCUCAUGAUGGAGAAUGUGUGGGCGAUGGUCGCGGAGGGGUUCUCGGAGAAGGUUGUGAAAGCGGGAGAGACGACAGCGGAGGAUCUGGAAUGGUGGUUUAGGGAUGUGAUGCGCUGGCGCAUUGGGACGGGGACGUGGUUCCCUCCUUCGGUAAGUAUCUAUCGGUCACCGUCUGAGCCAUCUGUAUCGGAGCAUCCGGCGAUGAGGGAAGGAGAUAUGCUCCACGUCGACAUCGGGAUCACGGCCAUGAACAUGAACACCGACACGCAACACCUUGGCUACAUCCUCCGCGCUAACGAGACCUCCCCGCCCGUCGGCCUACUCAAAGGUCUGGAAGCGGGCAACAAGCUUCAGGAUCUAGUCAGGAAUCGGAUGGUCCCCAGACGAACUGGGGACGGGGUCUUGAAGGAUGUCCGAGGGGAUAUGGACAAGAAGGGUUUGAAGGGGUUGAUCUACAGCCAUCCCAUUGGCGAUUAUGGUCACUCGGCGGGUGCUCUUAUCGGAAUGACCAAUCUUCAAGACUCCGUCCCAGGUGGAGGUCAGAACACCGUACUGAAGAACUACUGGACUUCGAUCGAGCUGUCCGCAGAGACCUAUGUCCCAGAAUGGGGUGUCGACCAGCUCUUCCCGCUCGAGGAGGACGUGUAUUGGGAUAAUGAGACCGAGGGAUUCGAAUGGGUCUUCGGGCGUCAGACGGAGUUUCACUUGGUCAAGCCCAAGCACAAGAAGAGCGCCGGAGUCGCCCUGGCAGAAGGGAAAUCGGGACUGGUAGCGGCUGCAGCCCGGUGGAUGGGCUUGCAGGUAGUUCGUUGGGUUUGA